Echinops telfairi (small Madagascar hedgehog) is the source of this 5068-nucleotide messenger RNA. RefSeq names its product cysteine rich transmembrane BMP regulator 1 (gene CRIM1). Bases 174 to 2801 code for a protein of 875 amino acids. Gene Ontology annotation, molecular function: protein binding; serine-type endopeptidase inhibitor activity. The transcript is spliced from 16 exons. The record is from RefSeq and is a predicted model, not a curated record. NCBI's taxonomy places the organism in Eukaryota, Metazoa, Chordata, Mammalia, Afrosoricida, Tenrecidae.
UCCCAUGAGCCUUGCCUUCUCUGAACUAGUCAGCUGAAAGAAUUUUUGACUUGAUAGCAAAGAAUCAGAACCCGCGAUUCCUCAGUUUGUUUUGAGUGGUUGGGCAACGGCUCUGAGCUGCUCUCGCUGCUGCAAGAGCACAUUUUUCUCUCAGACUUUAAUAAAAUAAAUGAAUGGAGGCGAGGACUGGGAAACAUACUUGGAGGGAGUGGCCCCAUCACAGUGGAAGCCAAGAUGAAAACUGGGAUGAGGACCAGCUGCUUGGUUUUGAACCAUGCAAUGAAAAUCUUAUCUCUGGCUGCAAUAUCAUCAAUGGGAAAUGUGAAUGCGACACUGUUCGGACCUGCAACAAUCCCUUCGAGUUUCUACGGAAGGAUAUGUGCCUUUCAGCUCUCAAGAGAAUUGAAGAAGAGAAGCCAGAUUGCUCCAAGGCUCGCUGUGAAGUCCAGUUCUCUCCACGUUGCCCUGAAGAUUCCGUUCUGAUCGAGGGUUACGCUCCUCCCGGGGAGUGCUGCCCCUUACCCAGCCGCUGCGUGUGUGACCCUGCGGGCUGCCUGCGCAAAGUCUGCCAGCCGGGAUACCUGAACAUUAUAGUGUCCAAAGCCUCAGGGAAGCCGGGAGAGUGUUGUGACCUCUAUGAGUGCAAACCAGUUUUCAGCGUGGACUGCAGCACCGUGGAGUGCCCCUCCGUUCAGCAGGCCGUGUGCCCCCUGGAUAGCUACGAAACUCAAGUUAGACUCACGGCCGAUGGGUGCUGCACCCUGCCAACAAGAUGCGAGUGUCUCUCUGGCUUAUGUGGUUUCCCCGUGUGUGAGGUGGGAGCCACUCCCCGCAUAGUCUCUCGUGGAGAUGGGACACCCGGAAAGUGCUGUGAUGUCUUUGAAUGUGUUAAUGAAACAAAGCCAGCCUGUGUGUACAACAAUGUGGAAUACUACGAUGGAGACAUGUUCCGAAUGGACAACUGUCGAUUCUGCCGAUGCCAAGGGGGUGUUUCCAUCUGCUUCACUGCCCAGUGUGGCGAGGUCAACUGCGAGAGGUACUACGUGCCAGAAGGGGAAUGCUGCCCUGUUUGUGAAGAUCCAGUGUAUCCUUUUAAUAAGCCCGCUGGCUGCUUUGCCAGUGAACAGAUCCGCGCCCACGGCGACCGAUGGCGGGAGGACGACUGCACGUUCUGCCAGUGCAUCAAUGGGGAGUCCCACUGCGUGGCGACCGCCUGCGGACAGAGCUGCAUGAACCCCGUCAAGGUGCCUGGGGAGUGCUGCCCGGUGUGCGAAGAACCAACCUACAUCACAAUUGAUCCACCUGCCUGUGGGGAGCUAUCAAACUGCACCCUGACAGAGAAGGACUGCACUUACGGCUUCAAACUUGAUCACAAUGGUUGUCGAAUCUGUCAUUGCAAAAACAGGCAGGAGCUGUGCACCAGCCUCAAGCAAGGGUGUACCUUGGAUUGUCCCUUUGGCUUCCAAACUGAUUCCCACAACUGUGAGAUCUGCCUGUGCCGCCCACGGCCAAAGAAGUGCAAGCCCGUGAUCUGUGACAAGCACUGUCCAUUGGGAUACCUGAAGAAUAAGCACGGCUGUGACAUCUGCCGCUGUAGGAAGUGUCCGGAGCCCCCAUGCAGUAAGAUCUGCCCCUUGGGUUUCCAGCAGGACAGCCACGGCUGUGUUCUCUGCAAGUGCAGAGAGGUCCCUGCUUCCGCCGGGCCACCUGUCCUGUCAGGCACAUGUCUGUCCAUGGAUGGCCAUCAUCAUAAAAAUGAGGAGAGCUGGCAUGACGGGUGCCGGGAGUGCUACUGUCACAAUGGACGGGAAAUGUGUGCCCUGAUCACCUGCUCGGUGCCUGCCUGUGGCAACCCCACCAUUCAUCCUGGACAGUGCUGCCCGUCAUGUUCAGAUGUGCCUCUUCAGCCUCCCGCAUCCCGUAAUGACAGCGUGCCUAGUUACUGCAAGAAUGAUGAGGGGGAUAUAUUCCUGGCAGCUGAGUCCUGGAAGCCUGACGUGUGUACCAGCUGCGUGUGCAUGGAUAGCAUAAUUAGCUGUUACUCGGAGUCUUGCCCAUCAGUAUCCUGUGAAAGACCUGUUUUGAGAAAAGGCCAGUGCUGUCCAUACUGCAUAGAAGACACGAUCCCAAAGAAGGUGGUGUGCCACUUCAGCGGGAAGGCCUACGCUGACGAGGAGCGCUGGGACCUGGACAGCUGCACACACUGCUACUGCCUGCAGGGCCAGACCCUCUGCUCAACCGUCAGCUGCCCCUCUCUGCCCUGCGUUGAGCCCAUCAAUGUGGAGGGCAGUUGCUGCCCGAUGUGCCCAGAAAUGUAUGUCCCAGAACCAACCAAUGUACCCAUUGAGAAGACCCAUCACCGUGGAGAGAUUGAACUGCAGGCCCCCAUGUGGCCAACGUCUAGUGAGAAUGACAUCGUCCACCUCCCGAGAGACAUGGGUCACCUCCAGGUGGAUUACAGAGAGAACAACAGGCUGCCCCAAAGUGGAGACUCGGCGCUCGACUCCAUCACCUCGGUCGUGGUCCCCGUCAUCAUCUGCCUUUCCCUUAUCGUCGCCUUUCUGCUCGUCAACCAGAAGAAACAGUGGGUACCGCUGCUCUGCUGGUAUCGGACACCAACCAAGCCUUCUUCCUUCAAUAACCAGCUGGUAUCGGUGGACUGCAAGAAAGGAACCCGAGUCCAGGUGGACAGUUCCCAGAGAAUGCUGAGAAUCGCUGAGCCUGAUGCACGAUUCAGUGGCUUCUACAGCAUGCAGAAACAGAACCAGCUACAGGCAGACAAUUUCUACCAGACGGUGUGAAGAAGGGCCGAGAUGAGACCUGCGAGACAGAAAACGGCGAAAUCUGCUCUUAAAAGUAAACUAGGGAUUGUGCACUUGCUUAGUGGACUGUGUGGGAUAGUGACUUGAUGUGAUGCGCGGAGGCCUCCCUGGGAUGGGCGCGGUCAAUGGCAACGUGCAGAACAAGCAUUCCCACUCUCCCGCAAGAUAACUUGACCAAGUGUUUUCUUAGAACCAAAGUUUUUAAAGUUGCUCAGAUAUAUUUGCCUGUAAUAUAGCUGUAGAGAUAUUUGGGGAGGGGGACAGUGGAGUUUGGUUGGGGAAACGGGUGGGCGGGUGGUGUUGGGAAGAAAUUGGUCAGCUUGGCUCGGGGAGAAAUCCAGGAAAGGAAAAGCAGCUCGCUGGCCCAGCACCCGAGGGUGGGUCUUUCCCUGCUGCUUCCAAGUCGUAGGGGUUGCUGCCGAGUGCGGCCCUGGACCAGCAGGAGACGCACGCACACGCAGGGCUGGCCUUCCAGCCGCCACAACCACCUGAGGGGAGGCGCCGCGCACCAGAACCUCCCAAUAGCCAUCCCAGGGCUAAAGCCACAGGUUUCUUUGCUCUACAGGCAUGACUGCAGUUGGCAGUGAGGAAGCAAGGGAAAUGCAAGAGCAAAAUUUCCCGAAAGCGGGUUCUUAGGAAUAUAGUUAUACUUUUUGCUGCUUUUUGUUUCAUUUUUGUUUUCAUUCCAAGCCAAUCAGCCAGUUCCUAGCAGGGUCAGCCAAUGAAUGCGAGCCGGCAGUCACUUCUCCAGGUGGGCGCCGGUGCUCUGCUCUCCGCAGUGGGGCAGGGAGGCGGGAGUCCUGGGGCUUCCGUCCUCCAUGCGUGUUGUUGCUUUGUUCUCUCCUCAUGGUGGUUGUUCAGAGUUUUUAUGGAAGCUCUAGCUUACGAAGAAACUUAAAAAAAAAAAAAGACUGGGGUUUUUUUUUUCCUUAUUAUAUACUGAUUCUACAAAAUAGAAACUACUUCAUUUUAAUUGUGUAUUAUUAAAGCACCUUUGUUGAAGCUCGAAAAAAAAUGAUGCCUCUUUAAACUUUAGCAAUUAUAGGAAUAUUUAUGUAACUAUGUUAUGCUUCAGAAAAGCAAAAGUAUUUGUGUGUGUGCAUAUAUGUACACAUAUAUACACACACAUCUAUAUUUAUACACACACAAUUUUAUGUUUUCCUGUUGAAUGUAUUUUUAUGAGAUUUUAACCAGAACAGAGAGAACCAGGCAUUCCAUGACCAAGGCUUUCACAGAUUUUCGCGGAACACCUGCAGUGUGAUCAGAAAGGUGUGGGAGAGUGGUGGUAUAAAUACAUAUCAGAGCACACUCACCUCCAGCUCGGUGUGUCUGUGCGUGCCCACGCACACGCCUUAAGCAGCACGGCGCCUGCUCUAGAGAAGGUAGUACGUUAUUCAGUCCUGCCUCACUUGGCUUCCCUUUCAGUUGGUUUUCAAUUCACUCACUGGCCAGAGACAUUUUGUUUUUUUCCAAACAACUGUUUGAAACUACUGGAAUAUCAUCCACAGUAAAAGCUGGAAGUUUGUUUGCCUCAAGUUUCACUCUGACUGUGUAUUAUAAACUUUCCAAACAGCUCUCAGCACUUUUAUACUGAUUACCCAUUUGUGCAUUGAUUUUUCUUUUUAAAAAAUGCUUGUUGUGAAAGACACAGAUACCCAGUAUGCUUAAUGUGAAAAGAAAAUGUGUUCUGUUUUGUAAAGGAACUUUCAAGUAUUGUUGUAAAUACUUGGACAGAGGUUGCUGAACUUUAAAAAAAAUUAAUUUAUUACUAUAAUGACCUAAUUUAUUAAUCUGAAGAUUAACCAUUUUUUUUUGUCUUAGAAUAUCAAAAGAAAAAGAAAAAGGUGUUCUAGCUGUUUGCUUCAAAGGAGAAAAAGAUUUAUUAUCAAGGGGCAAUAUUUUUACCUAUUUCCAAAAUAAAAUUUGUUGGUAUGUUACCAAAAUAGAUUUACAUCAGCCUGAUUAGUAUAAAAUUUUGUUGACAAUUAACCCAUUCCUGACAUAAAAAGUCUGUAUCCAAAAAGGUGUAAAUGCUUGCUUUUUGUUUUUCAAAAAUCAUGGCCGUAUUAUGAAAAUACUAACAGGACAUAGGACAAGGUGUAAAUUUUUUUUUAAAGAUAUGAUUUAUUCUGAGUGCUGUAUCUAUUACUCUGACUUUGGUUCCUGUUGUGCUCUUGUAAAAGAAGAACAAAUAUAAUUUCCUGAAAAAUAAAAUUGAUCUAUGGCACUUGGAGUGCAGUUCAGUU